Punica granatum (pomegranate) is the source of this 2047-nucleotide messenger RNA. The record is from RefSeq and is a predicted model, not a curated record. NCBI's taxonomy places the organism in Eukaryota, Viridiplantae, Streptophyta, Magnoliopsida, Myrtales, Lythraceae.
UGUCAUCACUAUGACCUCUUCUUCAAGGUCUUCUGCUCUCUCUUCCUUCUUUCUCCCGUCACGGGCGACAUAGCAGAAGAAGAAAGCCAGAGCCAGAGGGGCCUUCAGCUUCUUUAGUUCUUACUCAGAUCCAGUUGACCCCAAGAAUCAGAGCCCCACCUCGCUCUCGAGCUCAAGAUGCCCCGUCUUGGUUGAUCUUUGAUGAUCGAAGUUUUCUUCCUCGAGCUUGAAAUCAGGGGGCACCAGCAGCAGCAGCAGCUCAGCGAUGACAGGGAACUUGGGAGUACACAGAUUCCGAGCUGUUUCAGAUUGCACUGCGCUAAUUGCAGCAUUUUUCGGGGAUAAAAAGGAAGACAAAGUGAGGUUGAGGCUCAAAUAUCGGAAACCAACUACUUUCCCUUGCAAUGCAGGGAGCAGAUUCUCGUUCACAGCUUUAGUCUGGACCCUCGUGGGGUUACUCCUCGUUUUCCAUCUUGUCUCGAUCUGUCACAAAGACAAUAUACAUCACGGAGAGAUCCAAUCAAGAACCAGUGGUUUCCUUCGCCGCCCAAUCUAUCACGAGCUCGAGGUGAUUGAGGAGGUGAAGAACAUCAACAUCCCUCCACCCAGGGGAAAGAGAUCAUCCCGUGCUCCAAAAAGGAAACAUCACAAAAGGUUCUCCCCAAUUAUUGAGGAGUUUCUGGAUGAGGAUUCCCAGCUGAGGCAUGUGUUCUUUCCCAAUCGGAAAAAUUCUAUUGAUCCCAUCGGGAUGACUGGGAAUGAUAGCUCCUACUACUUUCCCGGGAGAGUUUGGCUGGAUACUGAUGGGAAUCCAAUUCAAGCACAUGGAGGGGGUAUUCUACACGAUGAGGGCUCAGAAACUUACUACUGGUAUGGAGAGUAUAAGGAGGGGCCCACCUACCGAGCUCACAAAAAAGGAGCAGCAAGGGUUGAUAUCAUAGGAGUUGGCUGUUAUUCUUCAAAAGACCUGUGGACGUGGAAGAAUGAGGGGAUAGUCCUUGCGGCUGAGGAACUGAAUGCAACACACGACCUUCACAAAUCUAACGUGCUCGAGAGGCCAAAGGUAGUGCACAAUGAGAAGACUGGAAAGUACGUCAUGUGGAUGCAUAUAGACGAUGCCAAUUACACCAAAGCCUCGGCCGGGGUUGCGGUAAGUGAUCGUCCAACGGGCCCCUUCCAGUAUCUUGGGAGUAAACGGCCGCAUGGAUGUGACAGCAGGGACAUGACAGUAUUCAAGGAUGAUGAUGGGUCGGCCUAUAUAGUUUAUUCCUCAGAGAACAAUAGCGUUCUUCACAUGGGACCGCUGACAGAAAAUUACCUCGAUGUUGAGGACGUGAUGAAGCGUGUCCUUAUCGGGCAACAUCGGGAAGCUCCGGCCUUGUUCAAGUACCGGGGAACUUACUACAUGAUUACAUCCGGUUGCACGGGCUGGGCCCCAAAUGAGGCCUUAGCCCAUGCUGCAGAGUCCGUGAUGGGACCGUGGGAGACGCUAGGGAAUCCGUGCGUCGGUGCAAACAAAGUUUUCCGACAGACGACGUUCUUUGCCCAGAGCACUUUUGUCUUUCCGAUCCCAGGGCACCCGGGCUUGUUCAUUUUCAUGGCGGAUAGGUGGAAUCCGUCCAACCUGAGGGACUCAAGGUAUGUGUGGCUACCCUUGAUAGUGGCAGGGCCCCCAGAUCAGCCGUUGGAGUUCGGGUUCGGGUUCCCCCUGUGGUCGAGGGUCUCGAUAUAUUGGCAUAGGAAGUGGAGGCUUCCUUCCGGAUGGAGUACUUUGAGAUGAUCGAUAAGGCCCUAUUAUUCAUCAUUCUUUCUGUUUCUUCUUUCAUCUUUUCCCUUAUGAUAUUUGAUUCUAAAUUUUUGUUUGGCUUUUGGUGUAUCAUAUGCAAGUAUAGCGUAGUGGCGCACAUCUUGUCUAGUGACCGAGAGGUCACAAGUUCGAAUACAAGGAAAUGGUCUUUACUGUUCUUUCCCAUUAAUGGUGAUGUGAAUAUUAGCCAAGGCACAUUUACGGAUCUUCUCUUUGCAAAUAAUACCUAACUUCUGCUCU